AUGGACAUGAUGGAGGCGAACCGCAAAAGGGCGAUGGUGGCCAUGUCUAUAGCCCUUUUCCGGGGAAAUCCCCAAAUAAUACAGAAUAGGUUUGUCAGUGAGAGCCUUGAGACAGCAGGCCUAUCGUCAGAGAGACACCUCCCUGAAGAAAGACGUGCCAAAGUCCCAAGGACUGAGAACUAUGCUGAGGUGACGGUCCCACUUCAGUCUCUAGAUGAUUUCCGAUCGCAUUUUCGGCUCUCCAGGACGACAUUUGAGGUCUUAUUGGGGGAACUACAACCGUGUCCAGAGAUGGCCCUGGGACAACAUGGGUUUGGUCGUCCUCCAGUUGAACUCGGCAAGCAAGCCUUGGUGUUCCUCUGGUACCUUGGGUCACCCGACUCGUUUAGAUCAAUUUCUGAUCGCUUCGGGAUUUCGAGGUCAACAACACACUGCAUCUGUCGCAGAGUUUGCAAAGCCGUUGUGAACAACCUCAUUAAGAAACUAAUAUCCUGGCCAAGUCACGAGAACAGAGUGAACAUUUCUGAAGGAUUCGAAAAGUACAGUCACUUUCCAGGGGCCAUUGGGGCAAUAGAUGGGUGUCACAUAAAAAUCAAAGCCCCCACGAAGAAUCCCAAUUCAUAUGUAAACCGUAAGAAAUUCCACUCGGUUGUGCUACAGGGUGUCUGUGACGAUGCCCUGGCCUUCACCACGUCUAUACUGGCUGGCAAGGGUGCACACAUGAUGCCCGUGUUUUCAAUAACUCCUCAGUGUUCCAAGAGGCUGCAGCCAAGUUUGAAACGGAUGAAUUCCUCCUGGGAGACUCGGCGUACCCGAUACAACCAUGGCUUAUGA
This is a messenger RNA of Lineus longissimus, 834 nucleotides long. RefSeq lists its product as uncharacterized. The transcript has a single exon. NCBI's taxonomy places the organism in Eukaryota, Metazoa, Nemertea, Pilidiophora, Heteronemertea, Lineidae. Bases 1 to 834 code for a protein of 277 amino acids. The record is from RefSeq and is a predicted model, not a curated record.